CAAUCUGUCAUUUUUUGACGCCUUGUAUUUAUUAUUUGGUAUCAUCUCAAACGGGCUUAGGUGUAAGGGAACAUAUGGUCAAGGUCAAAUAUACUCCCUUGAGUGUGACUGUCCCCAGUAAGGACCAAAGGCAACUUAUUAAGGUGAGGAUCCUGGCGGAGGGUAUUGGCCCCGCACACAAGGAGGAAUGUAGAUCAGCCAGUACCAAGAUCUGUACGAAAGUUCUCAAAGGCAUGGACUUCCAGCUUGGUUUAUCCAAGGUCUUCCGCAAGGAUGCCCAAGACGCUUACCUAGAGCAGUGUCGUGAAGUGGCCCUGACAGAGAAGAUCUCCGUUAUCCAGAAGUGUAUCCGUAUGUGGGCGGUGAGACGUCGCUACUUGAAGAUGCGGGGAAGUUGUACGACCAUACAGUCAUGCUGGAGAGGAUACUACGCCAGGAAGCGCUUCCUUGCUGAACGACUGGCUCAGAUCGAGUCUGAAGCUGCAGAAAUCGAGAGACAGCAGCGGGAUCAGACUCGCAUGAAGAAAGAACAGAUCGAGAUUACUGAGAGGCGUAUAAACGAGCAAAAGUCUGACUCCCAAGUGGUUGACGACAUGUUUGGGUCUAUUGGUGAAGACAGUGGUGUCACUGGAGAGGGACCAUCAGCCUUUGCUCAUGCAGAUACAGAUGAUGGAUUUAUUUUUGCAGAUCUGGAAGAGAAGAGGAGGCAGCUUAUGUCAGAAAUCAAUUACGACACAGAUGCGCUUCAGAUACCGAUGCCUGUGGAUAAGGAAGAUAUCUCCGGGUACAAGUUUGCCAAGUUUUCUGCCACCUUCUUCCAGGGCAAUGCCACCCACACAUACAUUCUUCGUCCAAUCAGAACGUCGCUGUUACAGCUUAAGUCAGAGUCCGACCAUCUGGCUGCACUUGCAGUCUGGAUCACCAUACUAAGGUUCAUGGGAGAUCUGCCUGAGCCUAAAGUCUACACGGCCGCUCAGGACACAAGGGACACAACCCCCGUGAUGACGAAGAUCUACUCAACUCUCGGACGCAAGUUCAACAAGCGUGACCUGGAGGAGGCGCAGCGUAUGAACAUGGAGCUAGAACAGGAACCAUCCAAUAUCCGGGUCAGCGGGAAACGCAGCAUGAGGAAGAAACUGGUUUCCCUGACGCUGAAGAAAAAGUCAAAGAUUACGGAGGAAUUUAAGAGUCAUCUUGGGGACACAGACUAUUACUCUCCGUCUGGCCAGAAUGCACUGCUGGAGGAGAGACCCACAUCCAACCUUGAGAAACUCCACUUCAUCAUCGGACACGGCAUCCUGAGGCCUGACUUGAGGGAUGAGAUUUACUGCCAGAUUGCGAAACAACUGUCCCAGAAUCCCUCGCGCUCAUCUCACGCCCGUGGUUGGAUCCUCCUGUCGUUAUGUGUUGGAUGCUUUGCUCCAUCUGACAAAUUUAUCAAGUACCUGCGUAACUUCAUCCACGAGGGGCCACCAGGCUACGCUCCUUACUGCGAGGAGAGGUUGCGACGUACGUUUGCCAACGGAACACGAAACUAUCCACCCUCAUGGCUUGAACUUCAGGCAACAAAGUCCAAGCGACCAUUGAUGCUUCCUAUCACAUUUAUGGACGGAAACACGAAGACGCUCCUGGCUGAUUCUGCCACCACGGCCCGGGAACUCUGCCAACAGCUAUCAGAGAAAAUUGGUCUUAAGGAUCAGUUUGGCUUCUCGCUGUAUAUCGCCCUCUUUGAUAAGGUGUCGUCUAUAGGCAGUGGCGGUGAUCACGUGAUGGACUCCAUCUCACAGUGUGAACAGUAUGCCAAAGAACAAGGGGCCCAGGAAAGAAACGCCCCCUGGAGGCUGUCCUUCCGCAAGGAAAUAUUCGCCCCCUGGCACGACCCAGCAGCGGACUCGACUGCUACCAACCUCGUGUAUCAGCAGGUGGUUCGUGGGAUCAAGUUCGGGGAAUAUAAGUGUGAUAAAGAUGAUGACUUGGCAAUGAUCGCAGCCCAGCAGUACUACGUUGACUACGGCUCCAACAUCUCGACAGAGCGGCUCCAGAGUCUGCUACCCUCGUACAUCCCUGAUAGUUUGCUGAACAAACCGAACUCUCUCACAUUCUGGAUGACACAGGUGAACAACAAAAUGCACGGCCCAUACUUCAAAAAUGACAUAAUCAGAUCACUGGAGGUGAAGGAAAAUAUUGUGAGUUAUGCCAAAUACAAGUGGCCGCUGCUGUUUUCACGGUUCUACGAGGCGUACAAGUUUGCAGGACCCAGCCUUCCAAAGAACGAUGUUAUAAUUGCGGUGAACUGGACGGGCGUGUAUGUGGUUGAUGAUCAGAAGCAGGUUCUGCUGGAGUUGUCUUUCCCUGAAAUCACAGCUGUAUCCAGUAGCAGGACGGGCAAGAUGCAUGGUCAGAGCUUCACCCUGGCGACCGUGAAGAGUGACGAGUUCACGUUUACGUCACCAAACGCGGAGGACAUUCGCGACUUGGUCGCAACGUUCCUUGAAAGCCUCAAGAAGCGGUCAAAAUAUGUGAUUGCUCUGCAGGACUACUCAGGUCCAGGUGAUAGUUCCAGUUUCCUGAGCUUCCAGAAGGGUGACCUGAUUGUGCUUGUGCAGCAGAACGGGGAAACGGUGAUGAACUCUGGCUUGUGUAUAGGAGAGUGUGUCCGCACUGGGAAACAGGGAGACUUCCCAGCUGAGUGUGUCUAUGUUCUGCCCACGAUUACCAAACCCCCACCAGAGAUUCUGAACCUGUUUGUCCAGUCCAUCGACCAAUCAAUGCUGAUACAGUCAAAUGUAGAGGUGGUUGCCGAGACAGGGGAAAAGCCCCAUACACUAGAGGAGUACAGCCUGGACCACUUCAGGCCUCCAGCAAAGCGAACUCUGUCAAAGACACUCCAAUCUGCACAACGUCGCAAGCCGGAUGAGCUGUGGCGUUACUCUAAGGAACCCCUUCGCCAGCCCCUGUUGAAGAAACUGUUGGGUCGUGAAGAAGUGAGCCAAGAAGCCUGCCUGUGCUUUCUUGCUAUACUGAAGUACAUGGGUGAUCACCCGUCUAAACGCGGAAGAAUGGCCAAUGAACUCACAGACCAGAUCUUCGAACCACCACUCAGAACGGAAAUCUUGAAGGACGAGAUCUACUGUCAGAUUAUCAAACAACUGACGGACAACAAGAAUGGGAUGAGUGCAGAUCGUGGCUGGGAGUUGAUGUGGCUGAUCACAGGCAGUUUUGCCCCCUCCACCAACCUUCUUAAGGAGGUGACGCUCUUCCUAAAGUCGCGGCCCCAUACCCCCACUGCCAAUGACUGCGCUUCGAGGCUUCAGAAAACUCUCAGGAACGGGACCCGCAAGUACCCACCCCACCAGGUGGAGGUGGAGGCUAUACAACACAAGACUACGCAGAUCCUCCAUAAGGUCUACUUCCCAGAUGACUCUGAUGAGGCAUUUGAGGUUGAGUCUAGCACGAGAGCCAAGGACUUCUGCCAGAACAUCGCCUCAAAACUGAUCAUCAAGUCACCAGAGGGAUUCAGUCUCUUUGUCAAGAUUGCCGACAAAGUUAUCAGUGUGCCAGAAGGGGACUUCUUCUUUGACUUUGUGAGACAUCUGAUUGACUGGACGACACGAGAUGGUACAGUCCCCCAGUUCACCUACCAGGUGUUCUUCAUGAAGAAACUGUGGACGAACUUCGUGCCAGGCAAGGACCUGAACACUGACCUCAUCUUCCAUUACCACCAGGAGUUGCCAAAUCUACUGCGGGGCUAUCACAAAUGCAAUACAGGAGAAUCGGCGAGACUAGCUGCCCUCAUCUAUCGGGGGAAGUUUGGCGAGAACAAGACCGGCCUGAAAAACCUACCGAGAAUCUUGCGUGAACUGGUCCCAGCUGAUAUGAUCAAAGCCCAGUCUCCUGAUGAGUGGAAGAGGGCUAUUGUUAGUGAGUUCAACAAUGACAGUGGAAAGAGUCAGGAAGAUGCCAAGGUGGAGUUUCUCAAGGUCAUUUACAAGUGGCCCACAUUCGGCUCAACUUUAUUCAAGGUCAAGCAAACGACAGAGCCCAACUACCCAGAAAUCCUGCUGAUUGCCAUCAACAAGAAUGGAGUCAACCUUAUACAUCCUCACACCAAGGACAUUCUGGCCACUCAUCCGUUCACGAAGAUCUCAAACUGGAGCAGUGGUAACACGUACUUCCACAUGACCAUUGGGAACCUGCUUCGUGGAUCCAAGCUCCUGUGUGAAACUUCUCUGGGCUACAAGAUGGAUGAUCUGCUCACAUCCUACAUAAGCCUUAUGUUGACAAACAUGAACAAGCAACGCACAUCACGACGAUAAAUAGAACAUAGUAUAUAAGCAGAAGUCAUCAAGAUGAUAAACGGAACAUUUUGAACAAACAGCGCACAUCAUGAUGAUGAACCGAACACUGUGGAAGUACAUCAUGAAGAAAAACUGACAUCACAAUGAUAAAUCAAGAUUUGUGAAAGUAUACUGUGACGAUAAAAAAUCAUAAACCAAGUAAUAUUGCCAACUAUGAUCAUGAACCCAUGCAGCAUACAUCUCUAUGUCUAAAAUAAAUGCGCUUCAUGACGAUAAAACAACGCACAUCACGUUUAUCGGCCGAGCUACGUCUGCAACAACAAUGUCAUUUCUCAUACACCUAUUUGAGAACUGCAACUAGGCUGUGGAGAGUACUAAAAUGUUCAAACAAUUAAACACUAUUUACGUGUAUAGAUCUUUUAUAAGUAUGGCAUUAUUAUAAAAGAUUGUUAAAAAUUAUCUUCAUAUUCAAAUGCAUGCAUAGAGAUGCACAUUUGAGCAUUAAAAUUAAUAUAUUUCACAAAAAUGUAGCUGAAUUAUCAUUUAUUCCAUAUAAACGCACUGUAGAGAUAUUUUAAUGACCAUGAAUGCUUACAUGUAUUUAGAUUUUGUUCAUAUCAUAAAAUAGUUUUUUUUUAUCAGGCCACUUAAGUGGGAAAAUACACUUGCAUAAUGAUGCUUGGAGUAUUAUUAUUAUUAAAAUCUUCAUUGUUCACGCUAAUGUCUCGACCAAUGGGAUUGCCAAAAGUUGUAUCUGCUGGUAAUGUGAAUACCUCGACAGGGUUCGUUUAUGCAUAUGACGUUACAAUAUAUAUAAAAUAGUAUAUGAAACACGUGUAUUCACAACAGACUUAAAAUCAGCGUAUCUUUAUUGGUGAAAAUCUUAAAGGGUAACAUAAUUAAUAUUUUAUCGGAAAAGUAUUUCAUAUGUAGAUUGCAUAAAACAUCAAAUAUAAUCCUACAUUUACAAAUUGGGCCAAUUUUUCGGAACUUUUUAACAAAGUUAACAAUUAAAAAUUGAUUAACUUUUUUUAUGAUACCAGUAUGCUCAUAUAUUUAUAUAAAACACAUACAGACAAAACAUGUGUCUCAAAAAGUGUUAGAAACACUGCAGAUCGAACAGUCAUAUGACCAUGAGAGUUCCAAAGCAAGUUUAAAGAUAACAAAAAUGACAUUUACAACAAUCGGCAGAUUGUUUAGAACAAAUUUGUUAACAGCAUUGUCGUUACCGUUUAAAAGUGAAAUAUUUUAUGAUGUGCUGAUUUAUUUGAGUAAAAGAAACAUAGCUGAAUCAGUUGUCUCAAUAUUUGUGCACAGUACCACAGAUCAAAUGUGAUUCCUUGAAACUUUCAAAGUAUUAGAGGUUUGAAAGUUAACAAAGAUCUAAUUAACAAUCGGCCCAUCGUUAACUUUAACUCGGUUCUUAACAAUGAUGAUCCCAUUAACCUGCUGGUAGAAUCCGUGAGGGGCAAUCGAAAUCCAGGAAUAUAGUGCCAUUAGGAAUAUUUUUAUGAAUGCAUUUACAAAACUCAAGUGGUCAAAGUUGCAGCAUGCGGGUGAGCGGGCGGACUGAUGGGCGAGUUUUAUCCAGUUUGUUGUCUAAUCAAUAAGCCGUUGUUUUUUCAUCACCAAAGUUGGUCAGAAUUUUUAUGGGCAUAAUAUCUUGUUCACUACUGAAUUAAGGUAAUAAAAUAUAUAAACAAACACAAAACAAACUAUUUAUUCAUUGUAGCCUAAACAUAGAAUUAAAAUGUACAUGUUAUGCUGGUGAGCGUUUUUGGCUGGCAAUGGAUGUGAUGUAGGCAAAUUUGUAUGAGUGUUUAUAGUGUGGUAACAUACAUAUUAUGUAUAUAAUUCAUGAAUAUUUGUAUUUAUAUUAGUAUGUCCCUUACUUUAAAGGUACCAUAUUGUACAUGUAUAUUGCUAAUACUAUAUUUGUUUUGUUUGUUUUUUUUGUUUGUUUGGUAUACAGUUGUUUGACAAUAGUUUGUAUUGAGCUUUAUGCGGAGUUUACUAUUGAUUCUUGACUUGUUCACCAGACACUUCUAACUUGGCCUAGCUCAAAAUGUGUUGUUUUUUUCUCUUGGGGACACAUUCCAAGUAAAUUCAUUCUAAGUUGUUAUCUGAGUUGUUAAUGCUAAAAUUCCAUAUCCUUGGGUGGUAUACAAUACACAGCUUAAGUCAAUCUUACCGUCAUAAACGAUUGACUUAAUUUACUGUAUAGGUCAGUUAUUUAUAUCACACAUUCCGAUUAGCUACAUCGUUCUUAGAUCCAAUUAAGACCAAUAUUGAAUAUUACCCAAGGGGCGAUAUUACAGAAGCAUCUUAAGUGAAAUCUUAUACUAUUCCUUUACCCUGACACUUUUGUUUACUGAUUUAAUAAACAUUUAGAAUAUUUCUGGUAACAUUAAGAUAAAUAAUUUCUAAUAUAUAUUUCUAUGCCAUAGCAAUUAAAAUAUCUUGCAGUUCUAAUAGGCUAUUGCAAAUAUAUUGCUUUUAAUUUUUAUAUGUGAAACUAUUAAAUAUCUAACUUAGGAUGCUUCUGUAAUACGGGUCCUCAUGUUAGUGACCUUCCCUAAUGUAGUUUGGGCUCCUUUCAGUCUCUGGCAACCCCCUUACUUAAGCCCCUAAAAUCUAAAUACAUGUUCCUUUUUUCAGAAAAAAAAACUUUUGUGAUGUAUUCAAUCACAUAAUAUUUUUAUAAUGGCAACACAUUCCAAACAUAAUCAUUCCAAAUUGUUAUACAAGUUGUUUACGCCAAAUCCCCUGUCCUGAUGUUUCAUUCCCUGUCCCAGAUUUCUAAUAUACAAUGUAGUUUUGGCUGCAGGCCCUACACUUUUUUCUCACAAAGACCGAAUCUUGUGAUUUACUAAAUAAUAAUAUUUACGGAGUAGAGAAUAUUGGAUUAAAUCUGUCUGCUUUACUUAUUGACUGGGUAGAAGCAAAACCCCUGGCGGGAAAAACUGUAUAUAUGAAGUCAGGCUUUAUUGAUUAAGCUUAUAACAGACACUCAUGAGUGGAAUAUAAAUACUUCAAGCAUUUCUAAAAAAUAAAACCCAAAUGCAGCCAAAUAGUUUUCUUUUUUUGUUCCCAAUUUCUGUGAUUGUUUUCAUCAUAAGAUUUGAUAGAGAUUUUGUAGCAGAUUCCCACGUUAUGUCCCUUACAUAAUAGAUUAUAUUAUAUAUUCCAAUCUACAUUCUAGCAGAAACGUUUUUUUGUAUAUAUGUUUGUGUAUGUUGCAGGCAUAUCAAAGUGUUGUUUAUAUAUCAUAGGCAAUAAACUUAAAAUUUCAA
Mya arenaria is the source of this 7591-nucleotide messenger RNA. Its product is annotated as myosin-VIIa-like. Bases 75 to 4316 code for a protein of 1413 amino acids. Gene Ontology annotation, cellular component: cytoskeleton. The transcript is spliced from 34 exons. NCBI's taxonomy places the organism in Eukaryota, Metazoa, Mollusca, Bivalvia, Myida, Myidae. Gene Ontology annotation, molecular function: protein binding. The record is from RefSeq and is a predicted model, not a curated record.